CGCGAGCCAGGCUGCAGUAGUGCUGAGUAUUUGGUGUGGGGUUUAUUUUGGGGAGUAGUUUAAGUGCUCUUUUUAAUUUUUUUUCUUCUGCUUUUGGCUUUUUGACGUGUUUUUAAUGUUUUAUUAAUUUAUUUUAUACAUUUAAUAAUAUACCUCACAAUCAGCCUAAACAGUUCCUCUUCGUUUUUUUAAAUAUUCUGCAAAUUAUGAAUAUUUAUCAAGUAUGACUUUUUAUGAGUUUCUGAGUUUAUUUCUUGGACAUCUUGAACUGCUGGUGGGAUUUGAACGUUGGUGUUCUCUUUAAGUCUGUAGUAGAUCAUUUUUCAGUCAUGCAGCAAGAGCAUUUGUUCAAAGUGCUCGUGAUUGGAGACCUCGGAGUUGGAAAAACGUCCAUUAUCAAGCGUUAUGUUCAUCAGAUCUUCUCCCAGCACUACCGUGCAACUAUUGGAGUGGAUUUUGCUCUUAAAGUCUUGAACUGGGACAGCCAAACAGUCAUCCGCCUGCAGUUAUGGGACAUUGCUGGGCAGGAACGUUAUGGGAAUAUGACCCGGGUCUACUACAGGGAGGCCGUGGGAGCACUGAUAGUGUUUGAUGUGACCAGAGCUUCCACAUUUGAUGCAGUGCUGAAGUGGAAGGAUGACCUGGACUCAAAGGUUACGCUCAGCAAUGGCAAACCGGUGCCAGCAGUUCUGCUGGCCAAUAAAUCUGAUCAGCUGCGCGAGGGUGUGUGUUCACAGAUUCCCAAACUGGACACAUUCUGCAAAGAAAACGGAUUUGUGAGCUGGUUUGAAACAUCAGCCAAGGAGAACACAAAUAUUGAAGCAGCAGCCAGAUGCCUCGUGCAACACAUACUGGCCCAUGAGGAGAACACUGUCAAUGACUCUGAUCCAGACACGGUGACCCUGCCCGGCUACAACAACAACACCAAAGAUCACGGCCGAACCAGCUGCUCGGCAUGUUCCAAAUACUGAAACCUGUACUGAGGAGGAACAGAAGUCAAAGAGAGAGAGCAAGGGAAGGAGAACUGCUGCCUGCAUCCAUAGGAAAACAAUAAAAAAAGACAAAGAACAAGAAUUUACAAUAUAGAAAAUAAUUUAUUGUCGACAUACGUAGACCAUCCUCAUCUAUGUUACAGUCUUCAAGUGGACGUUGAACAUGUUGAACGUCCAUUACAUGUUCCAGCCUAGAUGAAGAAGAACACUGUGAAGAAAAUCAGUAAAAAUUGUAUGUCUAUUGUUAUGUUUGAUAUUUACUCAGCAGCACAACACUGAGCGGGUUGCUGGACCAAUAGCAUUUAGAGUAAAUGUGAAGCCAGGACGUGGUAAUUUGCUCUAGCAAUCAUUUAGAAUUACAGUGUGCUGUUAUGUGGCAGAUGGGUCACUUAAGUAAAUAUUGGCCCAGCAGAGCAGAUGGUGGAGAACAUCUGAACAGUUGAAUGGUCGAUCCUUAAAAAGUACCACUUACAGAAAAAAAAUAUUACUAAACACAUUUUUUUGAGUGAGGCCCUACCGUUUCAGUGCCUUGUGGGAUAUAAUUGACCUAUAUUCUGUUAUUUGUCUGAUAUUUAGUUAGACUUUAGUUGUUUUUAAGUCCUGUGAUAGUGUUUCUUACACCUGGGGUGUUUUUCAACAUCAAGAACACAGCAAACAGACUUGUGUUCUUUAGUAUUGGAAUGCAAAUUAAGCAGUGGAAUAAGAUGUAAGGCUAGAACACACAGAUUCAAGAAAGCACAAUAACACACUGAUAAAAUUACCCUGUCAUGGAGAAACCCUGAUCGCAACAUUUAUUGCUUUUCUUUCUCCCAACAUACUUGAUUCAACAAAUCAAUUAAUUAACAACAAAACCACAAACGUGAAGGGCAGGGUGCCUUCAGAACCAGGAUUGAGAAACACACUCCUAUCUCUACUUUGUUGACACCAAGCGUUUAUUUAAAACUUUCCAAUCACAAGGACAUUAUGAGGACAUUUUGUAUACUCAAGGGUAGAUGUGCAUUGUACAGCACCGUUUUUCUGAGAGAUUUCUGGUAUACACAACAUUCCAGUGUAAACAGUUUUUUUUUACUAUUAUGAUGUUGAUGUGAUAUUAAAAUGUUAUUAAAAUUUAA
This is a messenger RNA of Astyanax mexicanus (Mexican tetra), 2104 nucleotides long. It is a transcript of the gene rab38c, whose product is annotated as RAB38c, member of RAS oncogene family. Gene Ontology annotation, biological process: endosome to lysosome transport; phagosome-lysosome fusion. Lineage: Eukaryota; Metazoa; Chordata; Actinopteri; Characiformes; Acestrorhamphidae. The coding region runs from base 330 to 971 and encodes 213 amino acids. The transcript has 3 exons. Gene Ontology annotation, molecular function: GTP binding; GTPase activity. Gene Ontology annotation, cellular component: trans-Golgi network; phagocytic vesicle; late endosome. The record is from RefSeq and is a predicted model, not a curated record.